Hypanus sabinus (Atlantic stingray) is the source of this 3987-nucleotide messenger RNA. Its product is annotated as protein transport protein Sec61 subunit alpha. The record is from RefSeq and is a predicted model, not a curated record. Gene Ontology annotation, molecular function: signal sequence receptor activity; ribosome binding; transmembrane protein transporter activity. NCBI's taxonomy places the organism in Eukaryota, Metazoa, Chordata, Chondrichthyes, Myliobatiformes, Dasyatidae. The transcript has 13 exons. Gene Ontology annotation, cellular component: Sec61 translocon complex; membrane. Gene Ontology annotation, biological process: SRP-dependent cotranslational protein targeting to membrane, translocation; post-translational protein targeting to membrane, translocation. Bases 1311 to 2582 code for a protein of 423 amino acids.
UGGCGGCGGCUCCUCCUCCGUGACUGAAGCGAGAGGCGGUGGCGCAUUGAGCUUCGGGUGGAGCUGGCGGCGGUGCGGCGAUGGGUAUUAAAUUUUUAGAAGUCAUUAAGCCGUUUUGUGCUGUUCUACCUGAAAUCCAAAAGCCAGAAAGAAAGAAAGUCAAGCCAUUGCUGCUUUGCUGUCAUUUCUGCCAGCAUCUGCUUCCAAAUAAACACACAUUAGAACCGUGGUGUGCAGAAGAACAUCUCUGAGCAUACAACAUGACAAAGCUUGAAGUGGAAGGGCUACAGCAGUAGAAGACCUCAUCUUUAUUAGGGGCGAGAGGUUGGAAAUAUCCAUGAAUACACCAGCUAUUGGUCAGCAUUGGUCUUCAGUACUUGGCCAGGUUCUCCAUUCUGGCUGGAUGUUUUCUUCAGAGUCACUCUCUCGAAGGCAACCCGCAUGUCAACUUCAAAUAACGAGACCAAAAGAUCAUCGGGAGAUAUGGGGGUGCACAAUGGUUCCUCCUUGUUCUGGUGGUCAGAGUGAGCAAAGAAGGCAUUGAGCGAAGCUCUGCUGUCUCCUGUGUUGCAAAAUUUAACUUUGUAGGAGGUUAUAGGAUAUAGUAGUGAUUUCCCCCAGCGAUCAAAAGGCAGGCAGCCGGUGCUCACCUUGGAUGUUUCAAUCUCCCUCAUUGCUUUAAUCGCUGAACAGUGGAAGGGUUAAUCAGUGAAAUGGGGCAUCAGCUCAUGUCCCAAAGCUGUCCUGUAGCCUUUUUGGCACUGUGUUCCUGCACACUGCCUCUGUCUCCCGGAAUUCUUUCAGCGACUGCAGAAUGCUGAAACACCCAAACAGGCUCCAUCAGUUCCAGAAUCACAUUCAAGUUGAAAAACAAAUGUAAGUCAUAAAAGAAGUGAAGUAUAUGGUUUCAUGAUCUGUCCGGAAGAUGUUGACCAAAGGAGUGUUGUACGCAGGCACCAUCUUGACCGGAAAUGUUGUGAUUGUAAUAAGUAAUGUCACAUUGAACCAAAGCAAAAUUUUUUAGCAGUAGAAUUUUAUAUAAAUGUUCUUAAUAAGAUUAUUGCUUGGAUAAUAUAAAUCUAAUAUAAGUUUGUCCUGGCUCAACUAAUUUUAACUCUGGCUUAAAUAAUUUUUUGGGAAAUGUUGAAAGCUGACUUUCAUUGAGAAUUAGUUUUAGCUAGAGUAUUGAAGAUUAUUUAUUUUAACAGAUCUGUUUAUUUGCAUAGAUCCAGUUCAGAGAGAAAGUAUUGUGGACGGCUAUUACACUCUUCAUAUUCCUAGUAUGUUGCCAGAUCCCAUUGUUCGGCAUCAUGUCUUCAGACUCUGCAGAUCCAUUCUAUUGGAUGAGGGUUAUACUGGCAUCAAACAGAGGAACCUUAAUGGAACUCGGUAUCUCUCCCAUUGUAACCUCUGGUCUAAUUAUGCAGUUGCUUGCCGGAGCAAAAAUCAUUGAAGUCGGUGACACACCUAAGGAUCGAGCACUCUUCAACGGUGCUCAAAAAUUGUUUGGGAUGAUCAUCACCAUCGGUCAGGCCAUUGUGUAUGUAAUGACUGGCAUGUAUGGAGACCCAGCAGAAAUGGGAGCUGGCAUCUGUCUGCUCAUCAUUAUACAGCUGUUCGUAGCUGGGUUGAUUGUUCUGUUACUAGAUGAACUGUUGCAGAAGGGUUACGGACUGGGUUCAGGUAUCUCCUUGUUCAUUGCCACAAACAUCUGUGAAACCAUCGUGUGGAAGGCUUUUAGCCCCACCACCAUCAACACUGGCAGGGGCACUGAAUUUGAAGGUGCUGUAAUUGCACUCUUCCAUCUCUUAGCAACACGGCAAGACAAGGUCCGGGCUCUGCGGGAAGCCUUCUACCGCCAAAACCUGCCCAAUCUCAUGAACCUCAUUGCCACCAUCUUCGUGUUUGCUGUGGUUAUCUACUUUCAGGGGUUCCGAGUAGACCUGCCUAUCAAAUCAGCUCGAUAUCGUGGCCAGUACAGCAGCUACCCCAUAAAGCUGUUCUACACAUCAAACAUCCCCAUUAUUCUUCAGUCUGCUCUCGUGUCCAACCUCUACGUCAUCUCACAGAUGCUGUCUGUCCGUUUCAGUGGUAACUUCCUGGUCAACCUGCUGGGUCAGUGGGCUGAUGUGAGUGGAGGUGGUCCUGCUCGCUCUUAUCCGGUUGGUGGCCUCUGCUACUACCUCUCUCCUCCGGAAUCCAUCAGUGCCGUGUUCGAGGACCCCAUUCACGUCACAGUGUACAUCAUAUUUAUGCUUGGAUCGUGUGCUUUCUUCUCUAAGACUUGGAUAGAUGUUUCUGGUUCUUCUGCUAAGGAUGUUGCGAAGCAGCUUAAGGAACAACAGAUGGUAAUGCGAGGCCACAGGGAGACCUCGAUGGUCCAUGAACUCAACAGAUACAUUCCGACAGCCGCUGCUUUUGGUGGCCUUUGUAUUGGAGCACUUUCUGUCCUGGCGGAUUUUCUCGGAGCGAUUGGAUCUGGGACCGGAAUCCUUCUCGCUGUUACCAUCAUCUAUCAGUAUUUUGAAAUCUUUGUGAAGGAACAGGCUGAGGUUGGAGGAAUGGGUGCGUUGUUCUUCUGAAUUGCCAAAACAUGCAAGGUAUUAUUUGUGGAGUUGUUUACCCCCCCCCCCCCCCCGCCACAUUUAAUGCCAUUUCUGUGUGAACGGAAUUGUUUUCCAUACUUAUGUCAGUCUCUUUGCCCCCACUACAAGACAGCAAAAUUCUUUGUGUGGAGCACUGUCCUGGCUGCACUUGCCUUCUUUAGGUCCGUGUUGCAAAUAGUGCUUUGUCAUGACCACAGGUCCUGGAUACACCUGUUCAAAACCCAUGCCAAUUUCAGUUUACUUACAGAGACCUCAUGUCACUCAUGACAGUGUCCUUACCACCUUGUAAGUGUACAUAGAUUCGGCAUGUCAUCAAAAUCUGAGAAGUUCUAUAAAUGCACAGUGGUGCAUAUUUUGACUGGUUUCAUCACAGCCUGGUAUGGAAACGCCAAUGCCCAAGAACAGAAAAGCCUACAUAAGUGGUGGACACAGCCCAGUCCAUCACAGGCAAAGACCUCCCCACCAUUGAAUAAGUUUACAAGGAGUCCUGUCGCAAGAAAGCAGCAUCCAUAUCAGGAACCCCACCUUCUAGGAUAUGCUCUUGCUGCUGCAAUCGGGAAGGAGGAUGAGAAGCCCUGGGUCCCACACGACCAGGUUUAGGAAGUUAUUACUCUUCAAACAUCAGCCUCCUGAACCAGCAUGGAUAACUUCACUCAUCUCAACUCAGGACUGAUUCUACGACCUAUGGACUCACUUUCAAGGACUCUACAACUCUUGUUCUCAGUAUUUAUUUUUUUAAAUUUGCCCCUUGUAUCUUCUUUUGCACAUUGGUUGUUUGUCAGUCUGUGUGUGUAGUUUUUCACUGAUUGUAUUGUAUUUCUUUAUGCUAUGAAUGCCUGCAAAAAAUGAAUUUCAAGGUAGUAUGUGGUGACAUAUAUGUACUUUGAUAAUAAAUUUCCCUUGAAAUUUAAUUUUAAUAGCAGGAGGAUUUUGGCUGUUUAAAAUUAUGCAUUUCAAAUUGUUAAGUAAAACCAUGAAAGCACAAGGUUUUAGAAAUGUGAUUAUAUUUUAGUAUAUCAUCCAUUUACUCAAUGCAGUGUUUGUUUUCUUCAUGUGUAUACCUGUGGCAUCUGGCGCUGCCUACUAGUUAUUCAAUGCUUGUGUGUAGAUUACAGGUCCUAACCACUUGCCUAUACCAGGCAGCUAAUCUGUGCCAAACUUGUUCAUGUAAAUGUUGGUACCCUACACUGUGGGGUUUGUAUGUGCACUAAAUGGAUCAUUUUAUUUAUUAUGUAUUAAAUGUGAACAUGAAUAGUUGGCAUUUUCACAUGUAUUUAUGUCUAAAGAGGCACAUUGAAUUAUGUUGUAGUGUGGGUGAAGUUGAAAUGAAAUGCCUUUUGAGUGAGUCAUGAAAAGUGAAUAAAUGUUUAUAUCCCAUUCA